UCCAAAGUUUUCAUGUCUAGAGAUGAGGCAGUGGACAAAAGCUCCUGAUUCCUGCACCACCAUUCCUAUGGCAUCCUAUUGGCUAUAGCUUGCCCCGCCAGUAGCAUUUGGCGGCCAUGGCUACUCCACUCUCACUCACCGCUCCUUCCAUUUCCCUUAUCCAGAGACCAACCGUUUCCUGUACAAUUGGUUUCGCCAUUAGCGCCAUUAGGCUUCCGCUCCGGCGCGGCAAAUGUAAGCAAAGGCAAAUUGCAGUUUCCUCGGCCCCUAAUACGUUCCUUUCGGUUUCUGUAUCGAGCUUACAGCCAAACGAGGAGCGCCAUCAGCUCGUUUCCCAGCCUUCAGAGGAAGAUUUCGUAGUUGUCAAUUUCUAUCAUUUUGUGUUCAUCGAGGACCCGGAAGCUGAGGUCGCUAACCACCUCUCCUUCAUGAGGGACUUGGAUAUUCAUGGCCGAGUCUAUCUGAAUGAACAAGGAAUUAACGCACAGUACAGUGGGCCAUUAAAAGAUGCUCUUGCUUAUGCUAACUGGUUAAGAGAAGAUCCCAGAUUUUCGGAUAUCCUAAUACAAGUUUCUCCAUCAAUAAAUGGCCAUGCCUUUCCAAAGUUGAAGUUGCGUUAUAAGCCUUCACUUGUACAAUUGGAAGAAGAUUUUUCACAUCUUCCUUUACUUGACCCAUCAAAGCGGGCAACUCCUUUAACUCCAUCUGAAUGGAGAGAAAGGUUGGAAACAAUGAAUAGGAACGAGGAUACAAAUUAUAUUCUAUUGGAUAUUCGAAAUGGAUAUGAGUGGGACAUCGGUCAUUUCGAAGGUGCUCAGCGGCCAACUGUGGACAGUUUUAGGUUCACAUCAUUUGGUUUAUCACAAACUAAGGAUGCUGCUUCUGAUCCUUUGGCAAAUGUUGACAAAGAGAAGACAGAGGUAUUGAUGUAUUGCACUGGUGGUAUCCGUUGUGACGUAUAUUCGACAAUUCUAAGGGAAAGAGGGUUCCAAAACCUUUACACCUUAAAAGGAGGAGUUUCUCAUUAUUUGAAAAAUGAAGGUAGCGAGCAAUGGGUCGGAAAUUUAUUCGUGUUUGACUCGAGACUCUCACUGCUUCCAUCGGCCUACAACCCCAAAGUGGAAUCAUCCAGAACCACUCAACAUUCUGGGAAUAAUGCUUUUGCCAGAUGCUAUAUAUGUACUUCUCAGGUCUCUCAAUUGAGGCAUCGUAAUUGCGCGAAUCUUGACUGCAAUCUGCUAUUUCUAUGCUGUAAAGACUGUGUGAAGGAGUUGAGAGGAUGCUGCUGUUCAGAAUGCACAACUUCUCCUCGUCUUAGACCUGUUUUAGCAGAGCUUCAAAGGUAUCAGAAAUGGCACGUCUACCGCGAUUUUCGACAAGAACAACCAAGUUAAGUUCUGUAUCAAAAGCUGCCUCUUAUUAUUCUGCUAUUGUAAUCUAUUCAAUAUCUCCUCCUUUGGAACUUUUUUUUUCUUUGUUAUAGAAAGAUGGGAUUCAGAAAAUCCAUUUGUUUGUUUUCAUGAGCGUAGAUGGGUCUCCAAUGGACAAAAAGUCAGAAACUUUGUAGGAUGAGAAUGAGUUACAAAUAUUCAUUUCUAAAUUAGAUAUAAAAAAAUAAUAAAA
Messenger RNA from Momordica charantia (bitter melon), 1623 nucleotides. RefSeq names its product Rhodanese/Cell cycle control phosphatase superfamily protein. NCBI's taxonomy places the organism in Eukaryota, Viridiplantae, Streptophyta, Magnoliopsida, Cucurbitales, Cucurbitaceae. The record is from RefSeq and is a predicted model, not a curated record.